UUUUUAGAUCUCAAAACGAAACGAAAACGGCCACAAAACGAGAUCUCGUGAGAAUUUUGUCCCGUUUUCUCGUUUUCCGUUUUCAUUCUCCAUCGAAGCAGAAGAAGAAGAAGAAGAAGAAGAGGCCAUGGGGUGCUCCUUCUCCGGCCUCAACGCGAUCUAUGGAGCGGUGAACGGCGCCGGAGACGUCUGGAUCCGUGACAACCGCUUCCGGAUCGUCCGGCAGCUGGGUGAGGGCGGUGCUGCCUUCGUUUUCCUUGUCAAAGAGGUGCUCGCUGAUCCAUCGGCUGGUGGGCUUGCCAGGAAGAAGUCUAUUAACCCUUCUCAUCUCUCAGAUGAUGGAAUAUAUGCUAUGAAGAAAGUUCUCAUCCAAAAUGAGGACCAGUUGGAGCUAGUGAAACAGGAGAUCAGUGUUUCUUCUCUUUUUAGUCAUCCUAAUCUUCUUCCUCUUCUUGACCAUGAGAUCAUCGCAGUUAAGGGUGCGAAAGAAGGAUCAAAGAGUAAUGAAGCUUACUUGUUAUUCCCAGUUCAUUUAGAUGGAACUCUACUUGAUAAUUGUAAGGCUAUGCAAGCGAAAAAAGAGUUCUUUCCAACCAUUACUGUUCUUGAAAUAUUUCGACAGCUUUGUUCAGGACUCCAGCAUAUGCACAACUUUGAUCCACCAUAUGCUCAUAAUGAUGUCAAACCUGGUAAUGUCUUAAUAACCCAUAGAAAGGGGCAGCUGCCACUUGCUAUUUUAAUGGAUUUUGGAAGUGCUCGACCUGCAAGGAGAACAAUCAGCACUCACUCUGAGGCACUUCAGUUGCAGGAAUGGGCAGCUGAACACUGUUCUGCACCAUUUCGAGCUCCUGAAUUGUGGGAUUGUCCAAGCAAUGCAAGUAUUGAUGAGAGGACAGAUAUUUGGUCUCUGGGAUGUACCCUGUUUGCCAUUAUGUACGGUGCAUCGCCCUUUGAGUAUGCACUUGUUGAAUCAGAAGGAAAUCUAAAGGAGACAGUUAUGAAUGCACAGAUAAAAUGGCUUCCGGUGCCUGACCCAGCGUAUCCGGAAGCCCUGAAUCAGUUUGUGGUCUGGAUGCUGCAGCCUCAGCCGGCCGUUCGCCCUCAUAUCAAUGAUAUAGUCAUUCAUGUCGACAAGCUUAUAUCAAAGUGCGUAAAUUAAGCUAUAAAAGUCCAACACCUGCAGAAAUUCAAUCAAUGUUGCAGCAGAUCUAGUGGUUUUUAUUUUUGUUGUUCUCAUCAAGCAUUUCUUGUUCUUUUAUAGUUUUAUAUAUGUCGAUUAAUGUCAGUUGUAUUCUUUAUGUUAUAACUUAUAUAAGUGUAAGAGUUAUGGAAAAGGAGGAUAAUUAUUACCAAGGAAAAAUCAAAUUUAUUUUUAUCAGCA
Messenger RNA from Dioscorea cayenensis subsp. rotundata (Guinea yam), 1381 nucleotides. Its product is annotated as probable serine/threonine-protein kinase DDB_G0291350. Gene Ontology annotation, cellular component: cytoplasm. Gene Ontology annotation, biological process: protein phosphorylation. The transcript has 6 exons. NCBI's taxonomy places the organism in Eukaryota, Viridiplantae, Streptophyta, Magnoliopsida, Dioscoreales, Dioscoreaceae. The coding region runs from base 128 to 1159 and encodes 343 amino acids. Gene Ontology annotation, molecular function: ATP binding; protein serine/threonine kinase activity. The record is from RefSeq and is a predicted model, not a curated record.